Molecule: messenger RNA, 1179 nt
Organism: Triticum dicoccoides
Lineage: Eukaryota; Viridiplantae; Streptophyta; Magnoliopsida; Poales; Poaceae
Exons: 9
Coding region: 87-779 (230 amino acids)
Source: RefSeq, a predicted model, not a curated record
CUAGCCAAGUCCAGUAAGCAUCAGCAAAUCUGACGUACCCCAUUCGUGCCCCGUCUCCACUCCCGCUGCCGACUCCGGCGACCACCAUGGCCACUCGCCGGAGCCCCGCCACCACCAACCACCGCCUCCUCCUGCUCCUCCUCCCCUUGCUGCUAAUCAGCUCGCUCUUCCUCCCCCUCUCGUCCGCCUACCGCCCCGGCGACAUCAUCCCCAUGCUCCGCUCCGGCCAGUACCACGGCUCGAGGUCGGUGUGGUUCGACGUCAUCGGCCGCCACUGCCCGGUCUUCGCGGUCAACCGGGAGGUGCUGAUGCCGAUCCCCAAGCCGACAGGGUUCACCGGUGCGGAUCCGUAUAAGAUAACAUUUCAGAUUGGACACGAAAAGUUCCAUGUUCCUUGGCUUUAUGUUAUUAAUCGCAAAAGCUCUGAAGUUCCACUGAUUGAUUUCCAUUUAAAAUACACUGGAAACGAUUUGCUUGGUGUUACGGCUAAAGUAGUGGACAUGCCUCACCAUUUUGUGGAACUUCAUCCUGACAUAAAGAAGAAUUUCUGGGAUCCACAGAAUUGGCCAAAAUAUGUACUUGUUAGUUAUACAUGGGAGGAACAAUCAGAGAUAGAUGUUACUGCAGGAUUCUAUGUGUUAUUUGGAUCUGGCCUUGUUCUUUCCUUCGUUCUUGCAAUCUAUGUAUUGCAAUCAUCUCAAGAUAAGUUAACAAGGUUUGUGCGAGAAGCGGUUUCUGAUGGCAGUCUACCUGAAGGAGGGGUUGCAAAGGUUGAGUGAUGUUUCCGCGAGGGGCUGUUGGAUUAUCGACAAAUGUCCACUUAUGGAAACACCAACAAAGACAUUGUGAACUCAAGCUACCAAAUUUCUUGGGAGCGUGGACAAUAGCAUGCAUCUGAAGAACCGGUGAACCAUUUUGUAUGCGUGCAUUGUGCGGAACUGACAAUUACAACAUGGCAGUUAAAUGAGAGAUGAAUUGUAGGUUUUUCCUUGGUAUAACGGAACUUUUAGCAAGCUGGAGUAUGUGCAGUUGCUAGCUCAUUACAGUUUUGAUAUAUGACCUGUGUGAUGUUGCAAGAAUUUGUCUUCUAUAUCUACAUUUUUAGCAUGUGUAAGUAAAAACAGGCAUCGUGUAUACCUCUACAGAUAACAAGAUUGGUGCAAAUGUUUCAUUGCUUCA